Gossypium arboreum is the source of this 2161-nucleotide messenger RNA. RefSeq names its product protein kinase STUNTED-like. Bases 686 to 2053 code for a protein of 455 amino acids. The record is from RefSeq and is a predicted model, not a curated record. Gene Ontology annotation, molecular function: ATP binding; protein kinase activity. NCBI's taxonomy places the organism in Eukaryota, Viridiplantae, Streptophyta, Magnoliopsida, Malvales, Malvaceae. Gene Ontology annotation, biological process: protein phosphorylation. The transcript has 9 exons.
CAACCUGAGACCACGGGCUUCGCGCGAAAUUUGCCAGUUCUAUUAACGAACUUGCAAUCUAUGAUUAUAUAAACAGAAACUAUUCCUUCACUUAUUAUUACUUUUAAAAAAUAAUAAUAACAAAUCUUUUUUUUUCUUUUAAACAAAAAACAGAAUAUCUUUAUAAUCACCCCCAAAUUUUUCUUAAAAAGUUGCGGAACCUGGUGAUUGUGUUGUUCAGGUUGAUCUAGAUUUGCAAUGGAAGAUCGACGUGGAAUGUAUUGAUUUGAGAAGCAAAGAACUAUGAAGCUGUAACUCUAGUGUUGGGUAUAGGCAAGCAUGGUGCUUUUAGGGGUUGGACUUCUAUAGGUAGAUAAUGUUCAAAGCAGUUGCCAACGACUACAAAUGUUUUGGCCAUCAACAAUGGAAAAAUUGAUUUCAGAAGAUUCAACCAUAAUCAACUACCAGCUUUUGAAAGUGAUCCAAGACCAAGUUUUUGUCCGAGUGAAAACCUUCGUGCCAGAAAGUGACAAUCACAAUAUGGUGUACUGAACUAGUGUUUGAGAUAUCCAGUUUCGAAGCGAUUCAAAGCUCCAAUGAUGCAUCAAGAACCAGUAGUGAAGAUUAUAAGAGUGAAACAUUGACUUUUGUUCAUGAAGGCAAGAAAAACUCUUCAAGCUCCAGUUCUUUUUUCGCAGGAGAUAGUAUGGACUAUAAGCCUGGUUGGCCCCUUCUGCUGAGGGGUUGCUCAGAAACACCACCUGCAAAGCUCGCCAGGAAUAUGUCCGUUGUCCAAUGGGUUAUGAACUUACCUAGUCGUUCCCCGCAUCAUACUCCUCGAUGUUCAACCAACAAAGAAAUCGAGCUGAGUGGCAAUGGAGGUAACGAUUAUAGCAGCAAUUCCUCUAUGCAAUAUGAGUUGCAGAAAUGCUUAGAUAUACCCCUGAGAAGAAAUUCAUCUUUUUUCCAAUGGUUCGGUUAUGAAGUUUUAAAAGCUGCAACUGCUGAGUUCUCAUCAGAGAAUCUGAUCGCAGAAGGAGGGAGCAACCGUGUAUAUAAAGGGAUCCUUCCGGAUGGUAAGGCAGUUGCUGUUAAGAUCCAGAAGUCAUCGAAAGAUGCAUACAAGGAUUUUGCCAACGAAAUCGAAAUAGUCUCCUCACUGAAGCAUAAACACAUAAGGCCUCUAGUUGGUGUCUGCGUUAAAGAUUAUGAUCUAAUAUCUGUCUAUGAUUUCUCAUCUAAAGGGAGCUUGGAAGAAAUUCUGCAUGGGAAGAACAAAGAUAAACAUCCCUUGCCAUGGAAAGUGAGAUAUAACGUGGCUGUUGCCAUUGCUGAAGGCCUAAAUUACCUACAUAGUGAGCAUUCUCGACCUGUUAUCCAUAGAGAUGUCAAGUCUUCAAAUAUUCUUCUUUCAGAUGAGUUUGAAGCGAAGUUAUCUGACUUCGGACUAGCAAUAUGGGGACCAACUGCUUCAUCAUUUCUGAUUCAAGCUGAUGUUGUUGGGACAUUUGGGUAUUUAGCUCCUGAAUACUUUAUGUAUGGCAAGCUUAGCGACAAGAUUGAUGUCUACGCUUUCGGUGUUAUUCUACUUGAAUUGCUAUCAGGGAAAAGACCAAUAAGCUUUGAGAAUCACAAGGGCCAGCAGAGCUUGGUCAUGUGGGCAAAGCCGAUGAUAGAAAGUGGAGAUAUGAAAGGCAUACUGGACCCUGAUUUGAAUGGAAAUAUCAAUGCGACUCAGAUGCAUAGAAUGAUGAUAGCAGCAACUCUCUGCAUCACACGGUCAGCUCGACUCCGGCCGAAUAUGAGUGAGGUAUUGGAGCUCUUAAGAGGGGAAGAAGCCAUUGAAAAAUGGGCUGCGACACAAAAUGAGAACAAAGAAAGCCAAGAACAUAAUAUCGACGAUGGUGACGAUGAUGAAGUUUAUCCAAAUUCAAGGGCAGAUUUACAUUUAAGUCUUGCAAUGCUUGAUGUCGAUGAUGAUUCGACAUCAUUUAGUAGCAUGGAGCAAAGCAGUAACAUUUCUAUGGAGGAAUAUUUAAAAGAAAGAUGGAGCCCAUCAUCAAGCUUCAAUUAGAUUCUGUUUUUACAUGUUUUGACAUCUCGUUUGAUAACAAAGUUUGGGAUAUGUUCAUACAUGUACAGUAUAUAAAGUGACGAGAAGAAGAGUGUUUUUCUUAUUGAA